This is a messenger RNA of Bactrocera latifrons, 2084 nucleotides long. It is a transcript of the gene vex, whose product is annotated as somatomedin-B and thrombospondin type-1 domain-containing protein. The transcript is spliced from 6 exons. Bases 175 to 1185 code for a protein of 336 amino acids. The record is from RefSeq and is a predicted model, not a curated record. NCBI's taxonomy places the organism in Eukaryota, Metazoa, Arthropoda, Insecta, Diptera, Tephritidae.
AAUAAGAUUGUUCGGUGACCGGCGUAAUAGUGAAAAUGUUACUAUAAAGGAAUGCUAACAAAUUUGCAAAUAAAAAAAAUUUAAUUAAUUUUCAACAUCACUGUCGCUUCAACAACAAUCAGUAUUACUGAUACUUGGUUCAAUUACGGAAACUCUUUAGACAAUUUCACGGAAAUGUGUACAUCACAGUCUACAAUACCUCAGACAUGCAUCAUAUUUGUAUUGUCUGCCAUCCGUACUGAAAAAAUGCACUAUCGAUGUUUUCACAUAUCAGCUCUUCUAUUGGAAUUAUUGAUUGUGGCUGUAUUGCUAUUGCAACCGCAAUCAGUUUCAGCAGGGUUAUGUCGUGAAGCGCAGCUCUGCUGCAAUGGGCGUGACUCCUCUUGUGUUGUUCAAAAGACACCAAUUAAUGCAAUAAUUGAAGACCUAAACGAAAAACCAUGUUAUUGUGACCACGCUUGUCUGAAACUAGGCGACUGUUGUACCGAUUUUAAGGAUCACUGUCGAGUUGUUGACUGCCAAGUGAGUGAAUGGACUGCAUGGAGUGAGUGUGAUAAGAUUUGCGGUACAGGGGUCAUGCUGCGUACCCGUAAAAUAAUAAGGGCACCGCAAAAUGGUGGAAAGCAUUGCCCAUCUCUGACACAAAAGAGAAGCUGUCUAGGUAUUCGAUGUCACACCGAGAGAGCAAAACGAAUCUUUCGAGAUAGUGCAGUUUUACUUCCAUCUUCGGUAGUCUAUAGUUAUAAUACAAAUACAAGUAAAGAAUCUCUUCGGCAAACAAACAACCUCAAAAGUUAUUGCAUAGAAUUCGAAGUAAUUAAUGCAGCAAAGGAGUGUCACAAAAUUGCACCCUACAAUUUUCUGUUAGAAGGCGAUCGAAUAUCAGUGCGAUGUAUUAUAAGGAAAAUGUUCAACAAAUUGACUGUAUGGAAUGACGAAAUUAAUAUAGCCGCGCAAAACUCUACAUUGCGAGACACUAACAGAGCAGCAAAUUUGAUGAUUAGAAACUCCGCAAUUCAUAACAAUAGUAUUAAAUACAUGGAAAAUACGCAUUGUCGUGGUGAAGGUGCGACGGGUAGAACUUCAUGGUGGCGAGCAUCCGCAGUUCCGUUAUGUCAAGGGAAAUGGCUGCGACUCACUCUAGAGGCGGCUAAAUGUUCACGUACACAUUUUGAAUUUGCUUAAAACUAUAAGCAUAUGAAAUAUGUAAUUUUAAAAUGUUUAUAUUAAUUACACGAAUCAAAAUAUUUAUUAGAUUAUCAGAAACAUUCAACACAGGUAAUAUUAUUGCAAUUCUAUACAGAUAUAUGUUUAAACAUAUAUAUCGAAAUAAAUGAAAGUUCAGUCUUUCAAUAGGAAUUGACAUCAAUUAUAUAAAAUUUGUAAGUUGGAAAGUCGACCCGACUUCCAUCAUAUACUUUUAUAAACAGUGAAAGAAAGCAAUACUUAUAAAUAGUAAAAUAAAUAUGGAAUAAUAAAAUAAUUCAUAUAUAUUUUCAUUAAUAAUUUCACGUAUAUCUCUAUAGACUCAGUUUGUCCUAUACAAUUGGUGUUUAACUGCUAUCUUCUUUAUGUUUGUGAUAUUUUUCGAGUAUUGAAAUAUUGAGCCUGCCUAACGAAAUUAAAAACUUUUUAUGGAAAUAAUGAAUACACAUUUACACAAUUCUUUUAAUGUUGUACAUGCGUAUGUUGGUAAUAUUUCUAUAAGAUUAGCAACUGAAACAUAAUUUAUAAGUAGGUUUUAAAUCCCGUUUCGAUGUGACUGUCUUGUGAUAUAAUUUCUUAAUUCAAAAACGUAGUUAUAAGAAAUUUCUUUGAAUAUAGUUAAAGCCGAUUUUGUCAAACAUUUUUUAUAUUAAGUUAAUCCGAAAUUUACUACACUUUAUUAUAUUAACCAUAAGAUAAGAGUACGUCGAAAUCGUGUAUUCAUUUUUGUUUCAGCCUGAGAACGAAAGUCUGAUCAUUUGUAUUCGGAGCAACUUCGCGCAGUUUGCUCAGUCGGUCCUCAUAAGAUUGAAAAUGAAUGAAAUAAAUGAUCUCAGUCAAGAAAUGAAUAAUUUUAAAAGUUAUACAUCCUUCUAACA